Molecule: messenger RNA, 888 nt
Organism: Rubroshorea leprosula
Lineage: Eukaryota; Viridiplantae; Streptophyta; Magnoliopsida; Malvales; Dipterocarpaceae
Source: the annotation of a GenBank genome assembly
AACAUCAGUAUGAGACAGUAUCUGGUUUUGUAUGCGAAGUAUUUGGAUACAUCCCUAGCUGGGGCUGGUGAGAGCAUCAAAGUUGUCCUCAAAAGGGAUAAUCAAGAUGAUGAUGAUAAGCAUGAUGAAGAUGGAUCUGAUCAUCAAGAUUUGAUGGAAAGGCAUCAAAUAUAUAGACUUAAGAUAUUGGCUGCAAAUGCCCGAAAUGUUAGUGCUGUUCGUUCUGAGUAGAUAAACAACGGGGAAGCAAUGUCAGAGGCCAAAGAUGUAACUCGAUUGAUUCCCAAAAUCACGAAGAGGAAAGGGAACGGUGACAAAUUGGAUAACAUUACCUAUGAUGAGAAUGCAUUUCAGAAGAGAUAAGAGAAUUGCCUUUCUGAUAACUAUGUAGUUCUGAAGAUACAUAGGAUAAUGGCCAUUAGCUACAUUGCAUAUUCUGUUUUCUUUUUCUUUAGCUCCUUUUCCUUCUCGUAUUCUUAUUGCCCCGUGAAGAAGAAACGGAAGGAAACCAUAGGAUUACUAGGUAGACUAACAUUGUAAUACUUUUUCACAGAUGAAGCGAAGUAUCAACAUCUGAGAUAUCAUCAUGGUAAGUUGUGCAUAUGACAAUGUCUCUGGACCAUAAAUGCUCCAAUAGUGGAGACUGAAUGGCCUGAACCUGGGUAUUCCUGCUCUGCAUACUGGCUUCUCUUUCGAGGGUACACCGAAGAGGCAGCUGUGAAAGCAUGAGUUCAGGGUGGAAAAGCGAUCUAGAUGGCACUAAGAUAUAGCUGCAUUGAUCUACCUUGAUUCAGGCAACAUCCGUAAGAGCUCUUUCUCCUGCCUCAUCUCCUUGGCUCUCUCCAACUGUCUGAACCUUUCUUGCAGAAGAGCAAUGGAUGGAUGAAC